Asparagus officinalis (garden asparagus) is the source of this 787-nucleotide messenger RNA. RefSeq lists its product as uncharacterized. The transcript has 4 exons. The coding region runs from base 242 to 787 and encodes 181 amino acids. The record is from RefSeq and is a predicted model, not a curated record. NCBI's taxonomy places the organism in Eukaryota, Viridiplantae, Streptophyta, Magnoliopsida, Asparagales, Asparagaceae.
CGCUAAAGCCUCCGCUUGUCUUCUCCUCUUCUCUCGCUCACCCGCCAAAUUUUCCCGCGCUCCGAUGAUCCAUCACCGAUCAACACGCAUCCAAGUCCUCCGAUGGAAUCGGAAACUUUCGUCGUCGACCGAUUCCAACCCCCCAGAUCCAAAUUAAACUCUUGCUCUCUCUCAUUUCCCCCAAUUUCAUGACCAUCCUCCCAAAAUCAGGAUAUCUAGGGAUCGAGAAAGGAAAAAGGCGAUGUCUUGGUUCAAGAGCACCGUCAACAGGGCGGUGGUUGCCGGAGGCCGUAGCCCUAUCGGACGUAGUGUCAAGAGUUACGCUGGCACUGUUCUCCAUCACGCUGGCCAGGCUGUCGCCGGCGGAGCCAGGAUUCUAAACGAUCGCAUUGGUACUCGGAACUAUAAAAACUUUGAAUACACAGCACAAAAGUUGGAAGAGGUAGUGAUUUCUUGUAGGGGGGGAGAGAGAGUUCAACUGUUAAGGCAAUUGUUGGUUUCACUGAAAGGAGUUGAAAGCAUACAUGGAAAUUCGGAGAAAGCAACAAUUCUAGAACGGUCCGAAUCUCUUGAACCGAAAAAGACUCUCCUGGUAUUAUUUUCUGAAUCUGAUCUCGAAGGUGAUUCCAUGAACUUCCGUGAUGUAUUUCUUCAAAGUCAAGCACUUGAAGGCUUAACUUUGUCCAUGUUCAUGGGACAGGUACGGGAAUGUGGUACGCCACUCAUUAGGAAUCAUGUACGUCGGGGUAGGCUUAUAUGGUACGCUAGGGAACAUGGUACGUUUUAG